UGCGGCUGCCCUUAAACCGUCGAAAAUGACUAAGCUUUCGCACACCGAUGUCGGACCAAGCUAUCAGCAGCUGCCUCUUGUAAACUUCUCUCACUACUACCGUCCACGACGGACAGCGAAUGAAAGAAGAGAUCCAUGGAUAACUGCACAGCAACGUGAUGGCUGACUAUGGCAUCGGAUCACUUCCGCCUCAACCACGCAAGCGCCUUCGGAGCAGCGUUUCUCAAGCGGAGAAAGGUAUAUAAUGACUGACUCCCUCCCUCCCACUUACAACAGGAUAGAGAUCUGCUUGUAGCUCCAGCAACACUUUCAUUCACAUACCACAUUGCCACCAACGUAUAGCUCAAACAAUGGCCACCAAGAACUACCUCCACGGACACCACGCCUCAGUCCUCCGCUCCCACAGCUGGCGCACAGUCCAGAACUCCGCUCCCCAUCUGAUUCCACACCUGACCUCUCCAACUCUCAAGAUCCUCGACGUAGGCUGCGGCCCUGGAACAAUCAGCGUGGACCUCGCACAGCGGGUGCCGCAAGGCUUCGUCUAUGCCAUCGAUCCCUCCGAAGCAGUCAUCGAGAAAGCACGCCAGCAUGCUGCCGAGAAGGGCGUCAGCAAUAUACGUUUCGAGGUCGGGGAUAUAUUCAACUGGGAAGCGUUAGAUGGGGUAGAGGAGAAGGGUUUCGACAUCGUGCACGCGCACCAGGUGCUGCAACAUUUACAAGACCCGCUGGGCGCGAUGAAGGAGAUGAAGCGCUUGACCAAGCCUGGGGGUAUUGUCGCGGUCAGAGACGCGGAUUACUCGGCAUUUACUUGGUACCCCGAGAUCCCCGGGUUGCGGAAAUGGUCGGCGCUGUACCUCAAAGCAGCGCAGUCGAUAGGUUGCGACCCCAACAUCGGAAGGAGGCUGCAUGCCGUGGCUCUGGAGGCGGGGUUCGACAGGAAGGACAUUGAGGCGAGUGCGGCUGUGUGGGUGUUUAGCACGCCGGAGGAGAGGAAGUGGUGGUGUGGGCUUUGGGCGGAGAGGACGCUGCAGAGUGAGUUCAAGCACAAGGUGCUGGAGAAGGGGCUGGGGACAGUGGAGGAUUUGGAGGCCAUCGCGGAGAGUUUCAGGGAGCUGGAGGGCAGGGAGGAUGGUUGGUUUUCGGCCAUGAACGGGCAGGUGAUAUGUCAUGUUAGGGAUCCUUAGACAGAGGUCGACUUCAAUCCUGCAGCUAUUCCAGUCGCCUUCAAACGUUUACCAAAUUAUCAAACACCUACACCCCCACGCUU
Westerdykella ornata is the source of this 1267-nucleotide messenger RNA. RefSeq names its product S-adenosyl-L-methionine-dependent methyltransferase. Lineage: Eukaryota; Fungi; Ascomycota; Dothideomycetes; Pleosporales; Sporormiaceae. The record is from RefSeq and is a predicted model, not a curated record. The transcript has a single exon. Bases 351 to 1184 code for a protein of 277 amino acids.